Cotesia glomerata is the source of this 1130-nucleotide messenger RNA. RefSeq names its product 17-beta-hydroxysteroid dehydrogenase 13-like. NCBI's taxonomy places the organism in Eukaryota, Metazoa, Arthropoda, Insecta, Hymenoptera, Braconidae. Gene Ontology annotation, molecular function: oxidoreductase activity, acting on the CH-OH group of donors, NAD or NADP as acceptor. Bases 66 to 986 code for a protein of 306 amino acids. Gene Ontology annotation, cellular component: lipid droplet. The transcript has 6 exons. The record is from RefSeq and is a predicted model, not a curated record.
AUUACAUACUCUUUCCAAGGUUGGAAAAAUUUUAUUAAAUUAAUUAAAUAAUAUAAAAGGAAAAUAUGCUAUUAAAAGUUUACUCCUUGAUGGUAUUAAUGUUAGACUUAUUAACACUACUAUUCGGAAUAAUAAUAUCGAUAAUUGUCGCAUUUUACCGCACACUAAGACCACCGGCAAUGAAAAGCCUCUGCGGAGAAGUGGCUAUGGUAAUAGGAGCCGGCCGCGGCGUUGGACGCGAAAUAGCGUUUCAAUUAUGUCUGCUGGGUGUUAAAGUUGCUUGUAUUGAUAAAAAUGAUAAAAUGUGCAAAGCUACUGUCCAACAGGCUUCACGUGAUUCUGCUGUUAUUAAGCCCUAUAUUUGUGAUAUUACUGAUAAGGAACAAGUAGCAAAUACUGUAGAAUUAAUUCGUAAAGAUUUAGGAGAAGUAACAAUCCUAUUACACUGCUGUGGAGUACCAAGCUCGCGUUCUUUAAUUCAAAAGCCACCAGAUAUUAAAGAAGCUAUUGAUGUUGCCGUACUAAGUCAUUUUUGGCUUCUAGAGUCAAUACUACCCGGAAUGCAGCGCUUGGGCAAAGGCCACAUAGUCGCGCUGUCUUCAGUAGCCGGAUUUUCAGGAGCAGCGAGCCGCAGUGCUCGUGUUCCUUUUUCAACAGCCCAAUUCGCGAUCCAGGGAUUCACAGAGUCCCUCCAAGCCGAGCUGAGACAGUCCAACAGCAACAUUAUAAUCACUCUUGUCCACAUUUACCCUUUUAUCAUCGACAGCGAAACCGCUAAUGACAUUCGUCUGAGAAUACCAAGUUACUUUGGUACAAUGCCGGCAUCUGAAGCCGCCAGGAAAAUCCUAGAAGGUGUCAGAAGAAACUAUGCCGAGUUCAGUAUUCCUGGUUAUUUACUGUACCUCGGGCAUGUUCUCAGAAUCCUUCCAAAAAAGGCAUCGUUCAUGUUACGAGAUUUAUUGGACACAGGAGUUGAUUUUGGAUGAAAUUUAUUUAUUAUUUCCAUCAUUUGUAAUAAUAAUAUUUUUCUUAAAUAACUUAUACAUAAAUAAUUAAUACUUGUGUUUUACAAGACUGAUUAAUUAUUAAUAAAAAUAUUUUCGUAGAACUAUUAAUAAGUAAGACAAUUU